This is a messenger RNA of Hippopotamus amphibius kiboko, 752 nucleotides long. RefSeq names its product putative small proline-rich protein 5. The transcript is spliced from 2 exons. The coding region runs from base 194 to 580 and encodes 128 amino acids. The record is from RefSeq and is a predicted model, not a curated record. NCBI's taxonomy places the organism in Eukaryota, Metazoa, Chordata, Mammalia, Artiodactyla, Hippopotamidae.
CCAAGCUCCAGGCGCUGGUGAAUUAGGUGCACAUUCGGACCAGAAUGUCUCAGCAGAAGCAGAAGCAGUGCUGCCCGCCCCAGCUGUGCUGCCCCCUGCCAAAACACUGCUGCCCUGCACCCCAGCUGUGCUGCCCUCCAAUGCAGCAGUGCUGCCCCGUGCCAAAGCUGUGCUGUCCCCCACCCCAGCCGUGAUGCCCCGUGCCAAAGCUGUGCUGUCCCCCACCCGAGCCGUGCUGCCCCGUGCCAAAGCUGUGCUGCCCACCACCCAAAGAGUGCUAACUGCGCCGCAGCACACCAAGCAGCCUUGCCAGCCUCCACCCAACUUCAAGGAGCCCUGUGCCCUCGAGUGCCAACAGGGGUGCCCAUACCCUCAGCAGUGCCACAAGACAAAGCACAAGGAAGCCCGGGCAUGUGACCAGAGGCCUAGCCCCCGGCAGCACAGACAGCAGGAAGCCCACUCCCCUCUCUCCGCCAGCCAGCGGCCAGCCCCCCUCACCCCAGCUUCAGGAUGCAGCCACGCUUCGGGGAAAGGCAGCCCCAGGACGGCAGCUUCCUGGAUCUCCAGGUCUUAUUCAUGAGCAGCUGCAGUUUCCAUCUCAGAUGAGCAUCUGGUUCGACACCGACGAAUCAUCUUUGCUGACCUGUAGCCACUUGGCCCUGUCGGCUUCUUGGACACUUCGCUAGCGCGCCCGCACACUCUUUCCUAUCACCCUUCAUUUCUGCUCCUGGUUUCCAAACAAUUAAACACAA